Messenger RNA from Annulohypoxylon truncatum, 1748 nucleotides. RefSeq lists its product as uncharacterized. Gene Ontology annotation, molecular function: protein binding. The record is from RefSeq and is a predicted model, not a curated record. The coding region runs from base 311 to 1504 and encodes 397 amino acids. NCBI's taxonomy places the organism in Eukaryota, Fungi, Ascomycota, Sordariomycetes, Xylariales, Hypoxylaceae. The transcript has 3 exons.
AAUGAACCAAGCAAAACUACAUAGUAGAAAGCGUUGACCGGAAUAUUACCUAAACAUUCAACUGCAAGAGUCGCAACUACUCUUUUACUUGCCUUAUACCAACGAUAUGGUGAUAAAUAUGCAGUUUGAUGGAAUAGCAAAAUUCAUUGGGACAUUGAAUUCUGAUUGGACCUGAUGGAAAGCCCACGGGUAUCGACAGGAGACAACACGUCAACACUUCAAACAAACGAGAAGUAUAUAAGUUUAAAAACGAUUGAAUCAGGCCUUCUGCCUAAUUCUAUCGCUCCAAGACUUCACAACACUUCCCACCAUGGAUCUUGCCCCGACUUCAAUCUCCAAACAACGAGCUAGAACACAGCGCGAUUCCUUUAGGAUGGAUAAACUACCCAUGGAGAUAGUUCAGAACAUCUUCUUUCGCAUCGAUAAUUUCGAUACGUUGAGAUCGGCUAUUCUGACGUGUCGACAUCUACACGCCGCAUUCACCAGCCGGGAGAGGUCCAUCGUAACUCAGGUGCUGGUAAAUCAGAUAGGUUGGGAUGUUCUACCGGAAGCCAUCGUUGUCGACGAGUCGUUCCGCUUGGAAGCUUAUAAUUCCAGCUUGGGAACUUAUGAUUCCCAGAAGGCCGAGGAGUUUUCCAAGAAACACCUCAGCCACCGCAUGACGUCCCUCAGCGAACCAGCUCGCUGGAAUCUAGCCGAAGCUUUACCCUUAGUACGUCUUCACAAGGUUGUUAAGUUUCUAGCAAAGCAGAUCGCCGAUUACAUCUGUGGACCUAGAUAUGUUCGUCAAGGCCAACUCAUGUAUCGAUUGCCCUUCGAGCCAUGUGAGCCGAUGCCAUCCUCUGAGGGCCUUUACAGAAUUCAACGUGCCCUAUAUCGCUUCCAAUUAUAUUGGAACAUGUUUGGUCUUUCUGAGGCCGGGGCCGGGCUCGCCACGCGGCGGUAUGCAUAUUUCCGAAUCUUCAGUGUUUGGGAGAAUGAGCAACUGGCAUGCGCUCAACACCACCUCCUCCGGAUUAUAAGAAAACCUGUUGAUAUGGAUCCCUUUGCACAUCAUGACGCUUUCGAGUGUUAUUUAUCUUCUUCUCUUAGUGAGAGCGGGUCAGAGUUCUCUCAACACGCCCUCUCUCAGGGCUUGGAAUACAUAUACGAAAUAGCGACCAGUGAAACGUUCGCGGACGCCCGCAAGCUCUUAAAAAACAUAUUCUCUUCUCUAGCCGAGCCUAGCCUUGCUCCAAUUCCAAACAAUCUCUUCGAAAGCCUCAGAAGGUGUAGCCCCCCUGUGGACUUUGGAAGGCCGUUUCGGGAGCUCGAUGAAGAAGACAGAAACCAUCUUGUUGAAAAUCCAUAUUGCAAUGAUAACCACUGCAGCUAUAUGUCAGAACUAUUAGAAGCAACGUACGAUCUGGCGUAUACUCUCGAUGAUAACGGCGGAGAACUCGACGAGAGAGGUACUUGUUCGGAGGAAGGCUACGCGUUUUGGGACUGGUACUACCCGCACUAAUUGUAAGGGGCGGAUCGAAGGAAAGCUGUAGAACUAUGAGAGCAAGGACGAUAAGUUUGAUAUGCCGACGGGAGUAGAAUAGCAUAUCGGAGACCAGAGUAAGAUUGUUUGCCCAGACUGCCCAGAAUAUCACUUCUCAAUGAGUUCAUACUUUGAACUUACUGUUCUUUGCCUUUGUGAAAGACGACAACUUGCCCCAAUCAAUUCAGAAGGCAGACUACUAGUCAGCGGUAAAGGAUACGUC